AUGGCUGCGCGCGAGCAUGCAAACGCGCUGGCGGCGGCGCAGCAUGCGGCGGAGAAGGCCGCCGCCGCGGUCUCGAUGUUGCGCACGGAGCUCGAGUCGGAGGAGGCGCGGCGCGUCGUGCCGGACAUCCGCCAGCACCCGGCGGCCAAGCUAGCGGUCGAGGUGCUGGCUCACCCCUUCAAGCCGGUCGACGCCAUUGCGGUCACCCUCUCCGAGGGCGGCACGCUCUUUGUGGCCGAGAUCAUCGGCACCGGGGCCUUUGGCUGCGUGCAGCAGGGCGUCUUCUACCCCGACGGCUCGCCGAGGGCGCAGUUCAUGUCCUUGCUGUCGCUCGUGCUGGCCAACGAGCACGCGCGGCACGCGCGCGACUUCAACUCGGCCGAGGCGCGCGACGAGGAGGCGAUCUUCGCCGCGCUCGGCGCGCUCGCCACGCAGGGGGCGGCCGGGGGCGGCUUCGAGUUCGGCACGCCCGUCGCCAUCAAGCAGCUCAACUCUCAGGCAGCGCCUGCGGAGUUUCGCGACGAGAAGGCCAUCAUCCUUGACCUCAUCCUGGCGCGCGAGCGCGAGUUCGCCGGCGACACGACCGGAGCCGACCUGAUCAUCCGCGCCAUCGCUUUCGACUCGCCGACCAACUCGAUCAUCUACCCGCUCGCCGCGCUCGCCGACCCCGACGGCUACUCCGUGCCGAUGAACAACGCCGUGGUGCGUUUCGUCGGCCACCAGAUCGCCGUCGCCGUCGCGUACCUGCACCGCAUCGGCGUCGUCCACCGCGACCUCAAGCCGCCCAACAUCCUGCUCACGGUCGGCCGCGAGGAGGUCGACGCGCUCGCCGAGCGGGCAUGGCGCGGCGAGCCCGUCCCGCGCGACGUUGUGCUCGUCGCCGACCUCGGCCUGUGCGCUGCCGAGGUCGACAUGUCGGCCAUUUCGCCCGGCGACGACAUCAUGCCCGACUGCGACGGCACGGUGGUUGAUUCGGACCAGUCCUACUACACCGAGCCCAAGCGCGACCUCUGGGCCUUGGGCAUGAUCAUCUGCGACAUGUUCGGCAAAUCGAGCAACACGAUCGUGGCGGGCAUGGACGACCAGGAGGCCGCCAAUGUCAUCGUUGCGUGGCUUCCGGCCGGCCCCGAGCCCGGCGAGCUGGACAGCUUCGAGGCCGGCGAGAUGAACAGCUUCGAGCGGGACCUGCGCGCGCCCAAGGCCGAGGACUUUCCGGACGCUGGCGACCUCGCGCACGUCGCGGCCACCCUCGGCGUGGCCUUCAAGCUCACCAAGUCGCGGCCUUGCAGCCGGCUCAGCGCUUCUGGCGCGGCGGACAAGCUGCUGUGA
Messenger RNA from Emiliania huxleyi CCMP1516, 1329 nucleotides. RefSeq lists its product as hypothetical. NCBI's taxonomy places the organism in Eukaryota, Haptophyta, Isochrysidales, Noelaerhabdaceae. The record is from RefSeq and is a predicted model, not a curated record. Gene Ontology annotation, molecular function: protein kinase activity; ATP binding. Bases 1 to 1329 code for a protein of 442 amino acids. The transcript is spliced from 5 exons. Gene Ontology annotation, biological process: protein phosphorylation.